Molecule: messenger RNA, 1278 nt
Organism: Purpureocillium lilacinum
Lineage: Eukaryota; Fungi; Ascomycota; Sordariomycetes; Hypocreales; Ophiocordycipitaceae
Biological process (GO): regulation of transcription by RNA polymerase II
Cellular component (GO): PcG protein complex; chromatin; transcription regulator complex
Molecular function (GO): DNA-binding transcription factor activity, RNA polymerase II-specific; RNA polymerase II cis-regulatory region sequence-specific DNA binding
Source: RefSeq, a predicted model, not a curated record
AUGCUGAAUAAGAAAGGCGGUUCAGUCUCGCAACAGCAACUUCCCGAGACCCAGGACGACUAUCAACUUCACCAACUUCCCUUCGUCAAGCAAGAGCCCGAAAUGGAACGAUCCGUCUCCCCUCACAUGUCAGAGCACUCGUCGUACUCGACGCCGCACAGCCUGUCGCGGUCGUACGGCUCACCAUCGGCCAUGCACGCGUCCAUGCACAUGCCGACGUCGAUGGCGAACGCCAUGACGAUGCCCGCGUAUCCGGAGAUGUCUGGAGGCAUGGCGGGUGUCCCGAGCCUGGCCAUGCAGCAGAUGGGCCAUCCCAACCAGCCUCCGCCGCCGCCUGUCAAGGCCUACCCGUGCAGCACAUGCGGCAAGGGCUUCGCGCGACGGAGCGAUCUAGCGCGCCACGAGCGAAUCCAUACGGGAGUCCGGCCUCACGUCUGCGACCACCCGGGCUGCGGAAAGAUGUUCAUUCAGCGGUCAGCCUUGACCGUCCAUCAGCGCGUCCAUACCGGCGAGAAGCCGCACCACUGCGAGACAUGUGCAAAGCCCUUUAGCGACAGCAGCUCUCUGGCUCGCCACCGACGAACGCACUCUGGAAAGCGGCCGUACAAGUGCCCCUACGCCGACUGCCAAAAGACGUUUACUCGUCGCACGACGCUCACCCGUCACCAAAACCACCACAGUGGCACAAUCGAGGAAGCCGCCGCCGCAACUGCGGCCGCCUUGGCAGCGUCCAAGGCCAAGCAUGUGCCACAGGCUCGCUCUGACGGCGACCACCUUUCCAACCAUGGUUCGCCCAUGACGACGCCGUCUCCCGCGCAUAGGCCAAUGUCCAUGUCGCCAAGCAUGGACAUGUCGGGAUCGGGCGGCAUGAACCGCCACCCCGCCGACUUCUCGCAGUACAUGCAACAGAAUGGACCGCUGCCCCCUCACCUCCGCGUUGGCAGCCCCGGUUCGGCGUCUCCCGCCGGUGGCUACAGCACCAACGGGAUGCGGCCGACGUCUCACCCGACCGGCUACGGACCGCCUCCGACCUUGGAGCCGAGCCUGGAGCAACACCAGGCCGCGACGGGGAGCAAUGGCGGCAGCCCUCACAUGUCGAGCGUCGGAUGGCAGUCCCCGUCGCACGUUCCGUCCCCGUCACACAACGCAGCCAACUACGUUUAUCCGGAGCCGGACAACUACCCGCAGAACGCGGCCAUGGGCCAGAUGUACUACGGCGCACCACACCAGCUGCGCCGGCCUCAGGGCGCAGACUCUGGCCUGGUGCACAUGGCUUAG